AUGUCGCCAGAUACUGUAUCGUCGAUGUUCCCGGGCCGACCGAUUCGGCCGUUACCGAAACGUCGACUGCGCGAGAAGCUCUCACCAGGGACCGUAGAGACAAUGGCGUAUCCUCCUUCAACUCAGGAAACAACGCCUCUCUUUUAUUACCCCCCAUACAACUUCAGAAAACACACGAGCCCGUCUCAACAAACUCGUCGAGCGGAGGAGGGCUGCAACUAUACCCCUCGACGAAAUGGGCUGGCGCUACCAGAUGGCGAAGACGAAGAGCCGGCUUUGCGAAGCACUCUUGUUACUAGAACACCCCCAGAGAUCUUGACUCGUGGGACUCAGCGAUCCUCGAAGCCAGAUAUCCCUGAUCCGCAACCGCCGCUUUCCGCAGCGUCCUCUGUGGAUGGUUAUGAUGUAUUUGAAAACGCGAACAACAAAAAGAAGCGGAAAAUUCCUUCCGCUGGGGAGCUUUCUGUUAAUAGUACCCAGGGCUCGAAUAAUGAGAUUGCCAUCUCAGCUGGUGCAGGACAUCCUCCUACCGAUGAAUCACACAACGGCCGAGCGCACUCCCACCCAGUCUCACAUCCAACGACGGGCACUUUUUCAUCCAACAAUGAGGGGAUAUCAGGACCUGGGCGGGGCAGGCUUGGGCGUUUAAGGAAUGGCAGAAGCCCGCUGCGAGCAUUGUCUGAUGGCAACAGUAAUGCGUGGGCUGGGCGAGGCUCAAAAGCCACUACAUCUCGGUGGACAACGGGCGAGAAAGAGGGCAGUGGUAUAAUAUCAAAUGCUAUCGCAAACGCCGAGAAACUUCGACCUCAGGGGCAGGAGAACCAUCGACCCAAUUCACUUUCACCUGUGAUUCCCAAGUUCCUGGCACAAUUCAGUGGCCCGUUAGGUCACUCGAGCAAGCACAGCAUGUCAACUCAGGCUGGCCCUGGCUCCUUACCACCUGGCAGUGUUGCUCCUCACGAUGGGUCUUCUGUGGCAGCUAGUCGAGGCUCCGGAAGUUCUCGUCGAGACAGCAAACGACGCCUAGACAGAUCACUCGAAAGGGCUGCGCGGCGUCGUCGUCAAGAGGCGCGGCGGGAUCCCACCAAAACAGCUGACGAAUGGAUUUGCGAAUUCUGUGAAUACGAGAUGAUAUUUGGGGUACCACCCAGAGCAUUGAUCCGGCAAUAUGAGAUGAAAGACCGCCGGCGCCGACAGGAAGAAGCUGAUCGCAAACGACUUCUCGAAAAGGCCAAGGAGAAAAGUCGAAAGGCCAGAAAGGGUGGCAAGAAAGCUGCAUCUCGAGGCGAGAAUGCUGCCGCUCAGAACCCGCCUCAGGAGCCUAGCACAUCUGUGGACAUGAACCACAAUCAUUCAAAUCAGUCAGGGGAGGACGAGAACCAUUUCCCGAAUUCCCCAGGAGAUCGCACUGGGCCAGACAUACCGACUGAGAUCCAGUCAUCAUAG
This is a messenger RNA of Fusarium musae, 1446 nucleotides long. RefSeq lists its product as uncharacterized. The transcript is spliced from 4 exons. Bases 1 to 1446 code for a protein of 481 amino acids. NCBI's taxonomy places the organism in Eukaryota, Fungi, Ascomycota, Sordariomycetes, Hypocreales, Nectriaceae. The record is from RefSeq and is a predicted model, not a curated record.